GGACGAGAAGCUAGAGUAGCUUGCUGCUAGCUCAACUGCUACUACCUACCUAGCCGGCUGGGCCCAGCUACAUCUAAUGCUAUGUUACCUAUGCUAUGCCAUGUUUGCUCGUUCGGUCGUGCUGUCUGUUUGUCUGUGUGUUUGUCUGGCUGUCCGCCGAUGCUGGUGUAGGUGCCAUUGUGCGGAGGCAUCGUGAAGGUGCGCGCGAGGGAAGUGGGGGGUAUAGAUGUUGCUGUGCGUGGCGGUAUGAGUUUGGAUGUUGCGUGUAUUGAGAGAUUGUGGGCGCGGCGGAGUUGUCGGUUCGGAUAGGUCAGGUUACCAGUGGACGGCGGUUGGCGUGGGGAAGUUGAG
This is a messenger RNA of Aplosporella prunicola CBS 121167, 351 nucleotides long. RefSeq lists its product as uncharacterized. The transcript has 2 exons. NCBI's taxonomy places the organism in Eukaryota, Fungi, Ascomycota, Dothideomycetes, Botryosphaeriales, Aplosporellaceae. The record is from RefSeq and is a predicted model, not a curated record. The coding region runs from base 96 to 272 and encodes 58 amino acids.